Molecule: messenger RNA, 3167 nt
Organism: Strongylocentrotus purpuratus (purple sea urchin)
Lineage: Eukaryota; Metazoa; Echinodermata; Echinoidea; Camarodonta; Strongylocentrotidae
Product: G-protein coupled receptor 54
Exons: 3
Coding region: 44-1225 (393 amino acids)
Biological process (GO): G protein-coupled receptor signaling pathway
Cellular component (GO): membrane
Molecular function (GO): G protein-coupled receptor activity
Source: RefSeq, a predicted model, not a curated record
ACAUAUCAAGAAUCUCUGAUCGUAAGCUCCAUCGAAAAUCACCAUGGACGAAGUACUUCCUUACAAUGACUACGAGUCAUCCUCCUACUCCUACUCAAUGAGCAUCAUGAACUACACCUAUUCUGGCUCACCCGUCCUGGGACCCGAAUCCGUGAUCGUCCCUCUCAUUUUCGUCAUCAUCGCCGUCUUCGCCAUCGCCGGCAACUCGCUCGUCAUCUUCAUCGUGUUACGGUACCGGAAGAUGAGACAGAGCGUAACGAAUUUCUACAUCUUGAAUGUUGCCGUGGGCGAUCUCGUCUACAUGCUGGCUUGCGCUCCACUCACCGCCGCGCUCUAUGCAGACUACCAAUGGAGGUUUGGCAAUUUCUUAUGCAAGUUCAACGCCUUUUUGCAGCAUGUUACGGUCCAGGCGACGUGUGCGACGUUGACUGUGAUGACGGUAGAUCGCUAUUACGUAAUCACCAACCCCUUCACUUCUCGUCAAACUAGAACCAUCCUCCGAGCUGGAGUCAUCUGCUGUAUCGUCUGGAUUGUCUCUGGGCUGAUGCAUGUACCUGCUGCCUUGAUCUACGGUACGACGAAGCCAGGAGAACAUAAUUACUACAAUGAGCCAGUCAUCUACUGUACACAUACCCAUACAUCAACUCGAUUUAUCAAAUUCUACUCCAUAUAUGUCAUUGGUGUUACGUAUGUUAUACCUCUGGCAAUCAUCAGCGUAUGCUAUGGUCUCAUCCUGGCGCAUCUUUGGAAGCUGAGCAAGGGUGGUAUCACUGCCACGUCGGGCAAGGCCGCGAAUCGUAAAGGCAAAGCUGAGGUUUUAAGCGAAGGCUCCUCGGUGCAGACGGCGACGAAGAAAUGGAAGACGACUCGGAUCGUGCUCAUCGUCGUGAUGCUCUUCGCCAUCUGCUGGGCACCCAUCCACGCCAUCAACCUCUGGAACGACGUCGAUCCCAACUACCCUCACGAGGCCAAGUACAUCUACGCAUUCAGGAUGUUCUGUCUGAUCCUGGCGUACUCAAACUCCUGCGUGAAUCCUGUGGUCUACGCCCUGGCGGGGAAUAGCUUCCAGGUGUACUUCCGGCAGAUCUGCUACACCAGACCCAGAGGCAAGCAGGAGGUCGCAAGCACCAAGACAAACUACACACAUUCAAUGCAUCGGCAGGGCCGGAGAACGUCCAACUUGCAAACGGAAAUGAUUUCUAUGACGGCAAAUACAUCGGUCUAAAGAUUUGUGUUUUCACGGAGGAGUUGUGCCAUAACACGAAGAGACUGUACUGAAAAGACAGAGACGAAAGCAGAACGUUAAGAGAGAAACUUUAUUGAUUGAAUGUAUAUCUCUCCAUCAAUGAGCCUUAUAGCUCACCCGACGAUGAACUUAAUAUAUAAUGUAUAUAUGAUCAAUAUAUAAAUUGCUUUUAUAUCGACAAUUAUAUCAAAAAUUGCCAAUAAUUGCAUGAGGACAUACAGACAGUAAAUAUGAAAGAGUUAUUUUACUUCAAUGAGUGAAUUGAAACGUGAAUUUGUAUAGUAUAUUUGUAAGGUUCGUGACGUGCCAUAUAUAUAUAUAUAUUUGUGAGUUAAUAGUUUAAAUGGUUGUUGGUCAUGAGCUGUGAUUUAAAGCUGUUCAAAAUUAGAAAUAUAGUUAUAAUUAUUCAUCUUAUUUUGUUAUUGGUUCAUCUUUCUGCUAUGGGUUAAUUAUGAAAGGAAAUGUUUAUACGGUUUAAAUAUGUAGAAAUAUAGCAAUCAUCAUUCAAUAUCGACUGGUAUAAAGUACUUGUUAUAUUUUUAUCUUCAAAUAAUACAUAUUUGACAGAGUCGUACGUCUUUUAAGAAAUGAUGCAUACAUUUUAAAAUCAUACACAAUGUGAGCAUUAUGUAUCAAAUGUAAAGCAAGUAUAAAUAAUUAUUUAGCAUAAUGUUGUAAAUAUAUAAACAUAUCCAUUAUGACACACUGUAUUCAUUAGAACGUAUUCCUGAACAAGCAUUCCCCAUAAUAUUAUGUGAACCGCCAUCGCAUACAAACCAAUUAUUUUUAAGACUUCCAGUUGCUGAGAAUUAUCUGAAUGAUAUACUUUAACAGUAAGGGGGAUGGCGCAUCUUGGUCGUACAUUACAAAAGUCGUAAUUAGACACCCACCUAUUCUUUAAAAAGAUGGGAUGUGUUUUAUUUAGUAAUUAUGAAUGAAUCAAUCUUUGAAAGGAGCGAUGGACGACAAGGAAUACGAUGAUCAUUGUAACAUAAACGGUAAAAGGCGUAUCCAUAACAGGGUGGAGUCGGUGCACGCCCCCUUAUUCAUUACUAAUAAUUUCUGGUUUCUCCAAUGUUUGGAAGGACUUAUUACUUUUACUUUCUAAAUCCGUUUUCUUUUUCCAAUAUAGGACGGCUCAAACGAUAACACCAGAAUGAAAUAGGAGCAAUGUGCUUUUAAAAGCUGCCAACAGCAUGUUGAAUUUGCCGACGAAAUCUAUGGGGCAACAUUAACCCCCUUUCUCUACUAUUUUUGUACUUGUAUUAUCUCUUUAUUGAAUCAAUAUUGCAUUGUGCUUUUAUCACUUUCUUCAUUGCGAUGCAGUCAAGAUGAACAUGAUCGAAAAGACUCUCGAAAAAUCAACUAACUUGCAGUUUCAUACCAUAUGUCAUGUCUCAUAGAAAUCAUAUUUGGAUCAUGUAAUGUUCGCUCAUUUUAAUAAGUAAUGGACAAGGCUAUUGGAAUUUUCUUGUUGGUUGAUUUUUGUUGUUGAAAUUCUUAAAUAUUUAUAAUUCAUUGCGUGUAAAUAUGAACUUAGAUGUAAGUGCAAUACCUAAAUCUUGGAUUUAAAUUCAAAUUCGUUCCAAAAUUCAUAUUUCUAGUACUAUAUAAGUAAUGCUGUGUUUUGGUAAAUGAGUGAUUAAAUGAAUAGCUGUUCUAUCAUUGUAAAGUUAUGUUUUAUCAUAAUUAUUGCUUUUUCUUUCUUUUAUGUAAGCCAUACCGCAAUAUUGCUGAUAAUGCACACUUAAUUCAUGAGUUCUAAAAUAUGAUAAGAACAAUUUAGUACAUUGCGGUUCAACAUUAGUGGUUUGAGCACGUCGUCGGAAAUGUACAUUUAUACCAAUUUCUUUAUUUGUAUGAAUUGUCACAGAUUUAGUAUUCUUUUCAUAACUAUCGCCCGACCACAGACAAACACGAA